This is a messenger RNA of Entrophospora candida, 355 nucleotides long. The record is from the annotation of a GenBank genome assembly. Lineage: Eukaryota; Fungi; Glomeromycota; Glomeromycetes; Entrophosporales; Entrophosporaceae.
AUGAACAGGAUCUUAAUCAACUGGAUUUCCAAACAACGUAAUUUUGAGGCCACUUGUCAGUGGCAUUUGGUAGAAUAUCAUGCCAACAAAAAAGAUAAACACAGAUAUAGUGAUAUUGUAAUUAAAACUCCAUAUCAGAUGAUUGUUUUGGAACUUCUAGCUACUGCAACCAAAACACAACUCAAUGAACACUUUGUACAAGCACUUGGAUAUGGGAAUAAGCUAUCUGCAGAAGAUGUUUGGAUAGUACAUUUCACAUGUGAGGAUAAUUCAACCCAAAAUCCCUAUGAUCCAUCUAAUGAAGAAUUGAGCAAACUUAAUAUUGUACACUUCUUGCAUGAUGAAGAGUUUAAAA